This is a messenger RNA of Clupea harengus (Atlantic herring), 912 nucleotides long. RefSeq lists its product as uncharacterized. The coding region runs from base 1 to 912 and encodes 303 amino acids. NCBI's taxonomy places the organism in Eukaryota, Metazoa, Chordata, Actinopteri, Clupeiformes, Clupeidae. The transcript has 2 exons. The record is from RefSeq and is a predicted model, not a curated record.
AUGACAUUUGAUAAUGGAGCUUACAGAUUACAAGUCUGCAGAUCAUCAUCAUAUUUUACAGAGACCUACAGCUCUUCCUGUAGUAGCACCUCCUCCUCCUGUAGUAGCACCUCCUCCUCCUGCAGUAGUUCCUCCUCCUCCUGCAGUAGUUCCUCUUCCUGUAGUAGUUCCUCCUCUUCCUGUAGUAGCACCUCUUCCUGUAGUAGCACCUCUUCCUGUAGUAGUUCCUCCGCUUGUAGUAGCUCCUCCUCCUAUAGUAGUUCCUCCUCUUCCUGUAGUAGCUCCUCCUCCUAUAGUAGUUCCUCCUCUUCCUGUAGUAGCUCCUCCUCCUCCUGUAGUAGCUCCUCCUCCUAUAGUAGUUCCUCCUCCUGCAGUAGUUCCUCCUCCUGUAGUAGCACCUCUUCCUGUAGUAGUUCCUCCGCUUGUAGUAGCUCCUCCUCCUAUAGUAGUUCCUCCUCCUCCUGCAGUAGCUCCUCCUCCUAUAGUAGCACCUCCUCCUCCUGCAGUAGUUCCUCCUCCUCCUGCAGUAGUUCCUCUUCCUGUAGUAGUUCCUCCUCUUCCUGUAGUUGCACCUCUUCCUGUAGUAGCACCUCUUCCUGUAGUAGUUCCUCCGCUUGUAGUAGCUCCUCCUCCUAUAGUAGUUCCUCCUCUUCCUGUAGUAGCUCCUCCUCCUCCUGUAUUAGCUCCUCCUCCUAUAGUAGUUCCUCCUCCUGCAGUAGUUCCUCCUCCUGUAGUAGCACCUCUUCCUGUAGUAGUUUCUCCGCUUGUAGUAGCUCCUCCUCCUAUAGUAGUUCCUCCUCCUCCUGCAGUAGCUCCUCCUCCUAUAGUAGUUCCUCAUCCUCCUGCAGUAGUUCCUCCUCCUGUAGUAACUCCUCCUUGCCCGCCCUGAUCUCCUGUUUCAGCUCUCUCUGA